Messenger RNA from Bombina bombina (fire-bellied toad), 6114 nucleotides. It is a transcript of the gene ADGRF3, whose product is annotated as adhesion G protein-coupled receptor F3. Gene Ontology annotation, molecular function: G protein-coupled receptor activity. NCBI's taxonomy places the organism in Eukaryota, Metazoa, Chordata, Amphibia, Anura, Bombinatoridae. The record is from RefSeq and is a predicted model, not a curated record. Gene Ontology annotation, cellular component: membrane. Gene Ontology annotation, biological process: G protein-coupled receptor signaling pathway; cell surface receptor signaling pathway. The transcript has 10 exons. The coding region runs from base 1 to 3849 and encodes 1282 amino acids.
AUGUGGGGAGUGUGCACUGGUCCAGGCACAAAGUCAUUCUCAAGCUGCCAGUCUAAGUCUCUCUACACGUACAACGUCAAUGAUAUCUGUAUCAUAAACCCAACGGAUUCCCAGAGUUUCUAUUUGGCUUCACAGUGGUGUCAAACUACUGAGUCCUAUUAUUACGAAUAUCCAAUCAUAGACUGCUUUGGCCCAUUGGUGCACGAAAAUUCAACAAUUGUGACUACAACAGAAUCUGCACAAUCAAGUACAACAGAACAGCUCAUACAAACUACAACAGAAUCUGCACAAUCAAGUACAACAGAACAGUUCAUACAAACUACAACAGAAUCUGCACAAUCAAGUACAAUGGAACAGCUCAUACAAACUACAACAGAAUCUGCACCAUCAAGUACAACAGAACAGCUCAUACAAACUACAACAGAAUCUGCACCAAGUACAACAGAACAGCUCAUACAAACUACAACAGAAUCUGCACCAUCAAGUACAACAGAACAGCUCAUACAAACUACAACAGAAUCUGCACCAUCAAGUACAACAGAACAGCUCAUACAAACUACAACAGAAUAUGCACCAUCAAGUACAAUAGAAAAGCUCAUACAAACUACAACAGAAUCUGCACCAUCAAGUACAACAGAACAGCUCAUACAAACUACAACAGAAUCUGCACAAUCAAGUACAACAGAACAGCUCAUACAAACUACAACAGAAUCUGCACCAUCAAGUACAACAGAACAGCUCAUACAAACUACAACAGAAUCUGCACAAUCAAGUACAACAGAACAGUUCAUACAAACUACAACUGAAUCUGCACAAUCAAGUACAACAGAACAGCUCAUACAAACUACAACAGAAUCUGCACAAUCAAGUACAACAGAACAGCUCAUACAAACUACAACAGAAUCUGCACAAUCAAGUACAACAGAACAGCUCAUACAAACUACAACAGAAUCUGCACCAUCAAGUACAACAGAACAGCUAAUACAAACUACAACUGAAUCUGCACAUUCAAGUACAACAGAACAGUUCAUACAAACUACAACUGAAUCUGCACAAUUAAGUACAACAGAACAGCUCAUACAAACUACAACAGAAUCUGCACCAUCAAGUACAACAGAACAGCUCAUACAAACUACAACUGAAUCUGCACCAGGUACAACAGAACAGCUCAUACAAACUACAACUGAAUCUGCACAAUCAAGUACAACAGAACAGCUCAUACAAACUACAACAGAAUCUGCACCAUCAAGUACAACAGAACAGCUCAUACAAACUACAACUGAAUCUGCACCAGGUACAACAGAACAGCUCAUACAAACUACAACAGAAUCUGCACAAUCAAGUACAACAGAACAGCUCAUACAAACUACAACUGAAUCUGCACAAUCAAGUACAACAGAACAGCUCAUACAAACUACAACUGAAUCUGCACCAGGUACAACAGAACAGCUCAUACAAACUACAACAGAAUCUGCACAAUCAAGUACAACAGAACAGCUCAUACAAACUACAACUGAAUCUGCACCAUCAAGUACAACAGAACAGCUCAUACAAACUACAACAGAAUCUGCACCAAGUACAACAGAACAGCUCAUACAAAUUACAACAGAAUCUGCACCAUCAAGUACAACAGAACAGCUCAUACAAACUACAACAGAAUCUGCCCCAAGUACAACAGAACAGCUCAUACAAACUACAACAGAAUCUGCACCAAGUCCAACAGAACAGCUCAUACAAACUACAACUGAAUCUGCACAAUUAAGUACAACAGAACAGCUCAUACAAACUACAACAGAAUCUGCACCAUCAAGUACAACAGAACAGCUCAUACAAACUACAACAGAAUCUGCACCAAGUACAACAGAACAGCUCAUACAAACUACAACAGAAUCUGCACCAUCAAGUACAAUAUAUACAACCGUGCUGCCAACAUCAGUUACAUCAGAGGCUUCUCUAGCCAGUACUACAGCUCUGCCAGCAGUGGUUACAAGCAGUACUACAGCGUUUUCAUUAAGCAGUGACACCGCAGCAGCCUACUCAGGUCUAACAACUACUUCUACUGUGUCUUCAAGUUCAGAUCCUGUUGUCACACAGCUGACAUCCACCAGUGUAUCACCUACCACUGUCAGCCCUGUAAAAUCCACCUUCGGUGUGAGCGAUCUGCAGUUGUGGGCGGAGCUAUCAUCUCUGAAUUUUUCAGAAGCUGAAGGACGUGAUCUCCUGGAGUCUCUGUGGCAAUAUAGUGCAUCCAGCAAGUUUCAACAGGAUGAAGAAGUGGUCCUAGGCUUAUAUAUUUUAGGAAACAUAACGGUUAAUUUCAUGCUGGCAAAUAUUAAGUUUACUGAGGACAACGUAAAGAAAGUUCUUUACAUUUCUGAUCAGCUUUUCAACUAUGCCUCCUCAAUUUAUGUACAGAAUAAACGGAAUGAAAUAGGUCCCCAGGUGUUGGAACUUCUUGAGAACAUUUUUGCAAACAUGAAUGUCACCACUCAGCCCUUUAAUGUCUCAUACCAGAAUAUAGAAUUUCAGCUUUUGGCCUCCUCCUGUAGUGAUAUAAAAAAGGAGACUAUUCUUGAGGCUGGCAUGGGGGCAACAAUAUCAUUGCCACCUAAAGAUACAAAUCAGGAUUUUCCUCCUGGUUGCCUUAUAAAUGUUUUGUCAAUGUCCUACAGACCACAAAAUACAAGUUUUCCCAAUCAAUAUGACAACAAAGUAAAAACAAUCAACACCUACUUGGCAAGUGAUAUAAUGACUAAAGUUAUUCUCCUGAAUAAUAAUAAAUACAGUUCUGCUUAUAUCAACAUGACUUUUAAAUGCACAAGUGGACUGUGUGACCAAACAGCCAUUUGUGUCUUUUGGGAUUUCCUUUUAAAUAAAUGGUCUUCUGAAGGAUGCACAACACAAGUCCAAAAUGGGGUCACACAAUGUUUUUGCAGUCAUCUUACUUCUUUCUCUGUCCUAAUGUCAAGCUCUAUACCAGAAGACACAAUGAAUGAUAAGGUCUUGGAUUAUAUAACUAAAAUUGGACUUGGCAUCUCCAUCCUCUCUCUUGUCAUUUGCAUUUCAUUACAAGGGAUUCUUCUCAGGCAUGCCAAAAACCCCAUGGCCUCAUACAGACACAUUGCACUACUGAAUAUGUCUCUUUUUCUACUACUAAGCAAUGUCUCAUUCAUAGCAUCAGAUUUUGUUACACCCAAAUUACAAGAAAUUCUGUGUCUUGUGUUUACCUUCUGCACACAUUUUUCCCUUGUAGCUUACUUCUGCUGGACUUUGGUUCAAAGCCUUUUUCUAGUUAGCCGGCUGGUGUUUGUUUUCCACCAUGUCACCAAAAAAGAAUUUGCCAGCCUUUCAGUUGUCUUAGGGUACAUUUGCCCCAUCGCAAUAGCUGUCACAACUUUCCUGGUUUACUCUCCAGCUAAUAUGUAUAGGAAGGAAAAUGCCUGUUUCUUGAAUAGUCAGUCGGGGGCUUCCAUGGCUUUCAUUGUCCCAACAAUUAUUGCUAUGGCUGUAAAUUUCCUUGCACUCGCUGUUGUCAUCAGUAAACUCCUCAGACCAUCUAUUUCUGAAAGUAAAAAUGAGGAUGAAGAAGUUGUUAAAAAACUGGUGAAAGCGGUGGUCUUCUGUACUCCCCAGUUUGGUCUGACAUGGGCCAUUGGGAUUCCCCUUCUCAGAGAUGGCGAGAAUUUGAUAGCACUACACUACUUGUUUGUAUUACUCAAUCCCCUUCAGGGCUUCUUCAUUCUACUGUUCGCUUGUCUCUUGGAUAAAAAGGUGAUGGAUCUGCUUAAGAAACGCUUGUGCAAGGUUUCUACAGUCAGCAGCACAGCAACAACAACGAGCACCUACUGAUCAGCCAAUGUCACGAGACCAAAAUAUUUCCUAGAGCAAAUAAUCUACACUCCAGCAACUGUCACAGAUAGCAGCGGAAGUAUCACAAAAUCAAUUGAUCCUCUUCACUCAACUUAUGUGCCUGGGAAGCUGAAUCCGGGACAGCUGUGGACCGCUUAAUGCUGGACGUUACAUACUGAAAAGGAUUUGCCAUAACCAGAUUUUAAAACAUAUUCAUAUACAAGCAGAUUUUAAAUAUUAGAAAAGAGUUUUUGGAUGUACAAUAAUUAUAUUUAUAGGACACGGAAUUAUCUUGGAAACAGAUUAUGCACUGUUCCACCUCUCAUCAAUUUCACAAAAUAGUUUAAAUCUGUACACCCAUAUCACAAUGCAUUUUGUUAGGUACGGUUCUUUAUAUUGUCAUACAAAGUCUAUGGUAAUGUAUCAUACGUUCUAAAUAAAUGCCAGAAAAUAUCAGCUUUCUAUUAAACAAACUCCUAUACCUGUGCACGACGCAUGUUUGUGUAGUGCUGGGGUUUAGCUCAUGGGGAAUAUAAAAAUAUAUCUUCAUAUUAGUGGAACCCAAAGUUAUUUUGUUUUUGCUUUGAGUUGCCCUUUGCAUAGUUUUUGAAAUGCAUGCGACUCCCCUAAUUUGUUCUUAUAUCACCAUGGUCAGUGAUGGACAAACUUUUUCCAAAAAUUAAAUAAAAAAAUCAGAAUUUUUCACAAAUACUUUUAUUCUAAGCCAGGAGUAUCCAAAACCUUUUAUUAUUAUUUAUAUGGAGGGCUGGUUACUAAUGGCAGGAUUGGCCGGAGGACACACUUCCUUACUCUCAUGCUUAUCCAAAACAAAAUGUCUCAAAAAAACUAAGAUCAUAAAUUUAGUAAAAAACAAAAUAACACAGGGAAAAAAUUGCUAUUAAAAAGAACUGAAAGUCAAUUUUUUUCAGUUUAGUUUCUCUUAGUAUUUAUUUGUGAAAAAGCAUAUCUAGGUAGGUUGCAUUACUGGGAGCUAUCUGGUGCUUGGUGGUUCAUACACAUGCCUCUUGUCGUUGGCUCACCAGAUGUGUUCAGCUAGCUCCCAGUAAUGCAUCACUGCUCUGCUGGAUAUAACUAUAUGUUUAAUUUUUUAAUUAAUUAAUCUUUUAAUUAAUUUUAUUCUUCUGGAUAUCCUACUCAAAUUUACAAAAUGUGGUACAAAUACAUUCUAAGUUAAUAUGAAUUGUAAUGCCAAUAUUUUAACAUUAAAUGUUUUUGUUUUUUAAAUGUUAUAUUAUUCUUCAAAUUCAGCAGAACAUAGAUUUGAGUUAUCUGAGUGCAAACUAAUGUCACAUUCCAGUUCUGAAGCUUCAAGCAGUAAAAUCUAACAUUCAAAUAUUCAUUCUUCUGUUUCACUUAGACACAACAAUGGAAUACAGUGUCAGAUUCUGUCACUUAAAGGGACAGCAAACACCUUGAGAUUGUUAUAUAUAAUGUUUAGUUCUGUGCAAUGAAACAACUCUGCAAUAUAUUUUCAUUGUUUAACUUAUUUUAUUUUUGAUCCUUAUGUUUAUAAUUAUUAAAUUACUCAAAAGGGUGCUGUAGUCCCUGUCUUGUUGAGAUACGCUUACUUACGUAUGUAUUUCUCUCUUUUUGUACAUUAAUAUCUUCAUUGUUUAUUGUGUCCCCUUUCAUGUGGGCUCACUCUGCUACAUAUAUGUCCCUAAUAGGCUUUUUCAGAUAACAACUGCCAAACAAUGCAGUUUAUACUAAAUUUAUGACCAUAGCUAGUCUUGUUGUCUGUGGACUAAAGCCCAGAUUGUCUCUUCCAAAUUAGGCAAAUUGUGGGUGUAGUUUUACUAUUGAAAACUAAUUACAAUAAAAAGGAUGUUGAUUUGUUUUAAAAACAAUAAGACUUGACUGAUCGUAUUCUAUAGCAACACAUCAGAAAUGACUUGUAAUUACAAUCUGGUUCCCUUUUAUGGUAGCUUAUUUUAAAGGGACACUGAACCCAAUUUUUUCUUUUGUGAUUCAGAUAGAGCAUGACAUUUUAAGCAACUAUCUAAUUUACUCCUAUUAUCAAAUGUUCUUUAUUCUCUUGGUAUCUUUAUUUGAAAUGCAAGAAUGUAAGUUUAGAUGCCAGCCCAUUUUUGGUGAACAACCUAGGUUGUCCUUGCUGAUUGGUGGAUAAAUUCAUCCACCAAUCAAAAACUGCUGUCCAGAGUCCUGAAUCAAGAAAAAAAGCAUAGAUGCCUUCUUUUUUUAUAUAAAGAUAGCAAGAGAACAAAGAAACAUUGAUAAUAGGAG